AUGAAAUAUUCUCGUCUGUUACAACCAAUGAAUAGAAUUCAACCAUUAAAAACAGAAUUAUUAUUUAAUAAUUUAUUAUCAGCAAAUAUUGGAAGCGAUUCAAUAAAUGGAACAUUUGCUAGAAUUUGUUGUGAUUCAUUGGAUUCUAUCGAUAAAGGAUAUCCAUAUAGUCAAUCAGAUAUAUCUAUAACAGACGAAAGUAUUUCUUCAAAAUCAAUAGAAGUUUUUUUCCCUGGUGUUGAUUAUUGA
Messenger RNA from Rotaria sordida, 249 nucleotides. NCBI's taxonomy places the organism in Eukaryota, Metazoa, Rotifera, Eurotatoria, Philodinida, Philodinidae. The record is from the annotation of a GenBank genome assembly.